UGUUGUUUUCUUAACACUUGUGCAGCAUUAAUGGGAGUGGUUUUUGUUUGUUAAUUUUAUAAAGUUUAUAUUGUUUAAAUUGAUCGUAUAUGAUGAUAAAAUCCUGGCAGAUAGCCCUUCUGGCCUUAGCUGCCGUGUAUCUUUGCGGACAAGUUAACUUUGUGUCUGGUCUGGAGUGCUACGUCUGCUCCAAUCAAACAGGCAAUACGGAAAAGUGUCUGAAUACGAUUAAAACGUGUGCGCCCUUUGAAAAUGUGUGCGGCACCGAAAUACGUUGGGGAAGUCAGCCCUAUUUCUCAGAGGGAGCUCUGAAGCAAUAUUAUGUGUCCAAGCGUUGCAUGACCAAGGAGCAGUGCCAAUCCAAACGUAAGCGUUAUAUGCAGCUGUAUUGCACACACAUUUGGUACGAGGAUUGGGCCUGCAAUGAAUGUUGUCAGGGAGAUCGCUGCAAUUAUUUUGUGAUUAGUGGUGCUCCCACAUCAAGUUAUACGCACAAGGGCCUGUUUGUAGGAAUCUUGGCCCUAAUUUUUUCUGCUUGGUUCUGGCAACGUUCCUAACCAGCAACGUAAAAAGCUCAAACUCCUUUUAAAAACAUUCCCACUUCAGAAAAGUCGAAUAUUAUUGUCAGGGAAUGCAUCAGAUCCGUAAAAUCCAAAAUUAACAUUGAAAAGGUUCUGAAUUUUCUGCCGAAAAGCUGGUCGGAUGUCCACAUCAGCAGUUUAUAGUGCCUUUUAGCUAAAAAUGGUUUGCCCAAUGUUCAAUUCUAAUUAUUUAAACAAGUUUCCCAUUAUUUAUUUUCGAAAUAUUUGAUGACAGUGCGACCAAAGUUAAUGCAACUUGAUACAAUUUAACAAUUCCAUUCCCUGAUUUUAGCAUUUUUUACAUUAUUCCGUCCACAUUAGUUAUUAGAAUUACAAACAUUCUUUUGUAUCGUCCAUUCUGUUAUAGAAAAGUGCCUUUUUCGAAACUUUUUUUAGAAUAAUUAUAAGUACAAACUCGAAUAUUUCUUGAUAAGAUUUUUUAAAACGAAAAUCAAGUUAAAACGAAACUCAAAUAAACCAACUUCGGCGUCAGUUCGGCGCUUUAAUAUAUUCAGGAAGAAAAA
Messenger RNA from Drosophila willistoni, 1105 nucleotides. RefSeq lists its product as uncharacterized. The transcript has 3 exons. Lineage: Eukaryota; Metazoa; Arthropoda; Insecta; Diptera; Drosophilidae. The coding region runs from base 90 to 557 and encodes 155 amino acids. The record is from RefSeq and is a predicted model, not a curated record.